GGUCACCUGCUGUUUAUCAGAGCGCCCCCUGCUGUUUAUCAGAGCGUUACUCCUCCUGAUAAACAGACACACACUCAGCUCCGCCUCCUCAUUAUUCACCACCAUCGCUGGAAUAUAUCACCAUCAACAUUACCGCAGGACAGUAAUCAGAGGGACGGUGGAGUUCGAGUCUCACCCUCACAAGGAGAUUAAAGCUGUGUAAACACAGUAACGUGUAUUUUAGAUGUUUAGUUAAAUCAAAUUAUUACUUUUACUCAUUCUAUUAUAAAUUUGUAUCAAUAGUAACAAUAAUGAACCAAUAUUGUAACUUAAUUCCUUAAACUGUUACUAAACCACGUUUUAACUUUCCUUUUCUUAUUCUCUCUUUCAGUGUAUGUGUCAGCUGUUCCUCUAGUGAGGGUGAAGCUUCAUGACUCUGCUACUCUGCCCUGCUCUGAGACAUGUCCUGGUUUGGUCAGAUGGACUUUGUUUUAUAACCCCACUGAUGUUCUGGCUGAGUGUGAUCAGACCUCAUGUAGAUCAGUGAAGGAGGGAUAUCAGAUGAUCCAUGAUCAGUACCUGAAGGGAGAUUUCUCUCUCACCAUCUCUGACGCUGAUUACAGUAUGAUGGGCACGUACACAUGUGAGUGCGGUAAUUCUGAACUCUGUGAUGUGCGGCUUCAGGUUGAGGAAACACCAGAGGCAGGGAACAAUAUUUCUGGCAGCAGUCAUACUAAAGGAACGUCCCACGUGUAUGUGUCAGCUGUUCCUCUAGUGAGGGUGAAGCUUCAUGACUCUGCUACUCUGCCCUGCUCUGAGACAUGUUCUGGUUUGGUCAGAUGGACUGAGUUCCAUAAUCCCACUGAUGUUCUGGCUGAGUGUGAUCAGACCUCAUGUAGAUCAGUGAAGGAGGGAUAUCAGAUGAUCCAUGAUCAGUACCUGAAGGGAGAUUUCUCUCUCACCAUCUCUGACGCUGAUUACAGUAUGAUGGGCACGUACACAUGUGAGUGCGGUAAUUCUGAAGUCUGUGAUGUGCGGCUUCAGGUUGAGGAAACACCAGAGGCAGGGAACAAUAUUUCUGGCAGCAGUCAUACUAAAGGAACGUCCCACGGGUCUGAAUCAGCUGUUGGUCCAGUGAAGGUGAAGCUUCAUGACUCUGCUACUCUGCCCUGCUCUGGGAGAUGUCCUGGUUUGGUCAGAUGGACUGAGUUCAGUAAACCCAGUGAUGUUCUGGCUGAGUGUGAUCAGACUUCAUGUAGAUCAGUGAAGGAGGGAUAUCAGAUGAUCCAUGAUCAGUACCUGAAGGGAGAUUUCUCUCUCACCAUCACUGACGCUGAUUUCAGUAAGAAGGGAGUCUACGCAUCUGACUGUGAUGGUAAAGAUCUCUGUGAUGUGGAGCUUCAGGUUGAGGACACACCAGAGCCAGAGAAGAGGCCUGAGAUCAAAGGAGACAUUGACAAACCAUCCCAUGGUGAAGAACAACGCUGGGUGCCUGUGUUGGUUGCUGUGCUCACGGUGGUGCUGAUGCUGGUGCUGUUGCAGAUACUGGUGCAUGUGUCUGUAGCUGCAGGGUGGUAUAUGUUCAAAGCAAGGAGCAUGAAAAGUUCCGAUCAGGAGGAAAACCAGGAGUAAAGUUCUGCAGUGUGAGCUCAGCAUCAGCUAACAGUUUCUGACUGUGAUAUUAAUAUUGAUAUUGAUUGUAUCUGUAAGUGUUUAGUUUAGUGAAUCUCUUUUUCAUGGUGUUCCUCUGUAAGAACAAAGUCUGUCUGGUUUUCUGACUCUGUGAUGUUGAUUAUAUUGAUUGUAUCUGUAAAUGAUUAGUUUGUUCCACUGUAAAGAACAGAGACUGUCUGGUAGCUCUCAGUCCCUCACACACACACACACACACACACACAGUCAGUGUAUAAACACCGUAAAGACCCCGACACUCUGACACCCCGACCAGCAGCAGCUCAGCUGUGUCUGAUUUCAUCUUCAGCUGAGUGCAGAGCGUCUGAAGCAGCUGUAAGGCAGCAUGUUCACCCUUCAGCUCCUGAUAGAAGUGUGGAGGAGUUCCUCUCAGAGCUCACAGCUCACUAUCACACACACAGUCCUCAGUUCUUUCAGUGGAAUAAGAGCUUUCAUACAGACGUGGACUUUAAAGUGUAUAAGCUGUUACUGUUUUAAAGGAAACUCUGACUGAUGAGACUCAUGUGCUUUAUAACAGUGUAGUAAUGUCCAGUAAUAUUAUUAGGGAUGUCCCGAUCAGGUUGUUCUGCCCCCGAUCCCAGUCGAGUCAUUUAAUAUUGACAGUCUUCUGAUACUGAUUCUCAAUCCGAUACUUACAGUAUAUUUUCCUAGAUAAUUCUAUUGCACAGUGCACAAUUCAAGUACAUUAUAGUUUGAUUAAAAUCAAUCCCGUGUAUAUGCUCCACAACUGAACAGGUCUGCAGUGCAUUAAGAAAAGCAUUGUCUGCAUACAAGAAAACAAAUUAAAAGAUGUCUUUAUAAAUAGUUUGGAUUAAUUCCAUUUAGUGCAGCAGUGCAGUAGUAAAACUAGAACACUCAAAAUGAGUAAAAUAAUUAUAAUUCCACUUUAAAGUGUUGUAAUAGCUUAACAUUCACAAUCAUGCCAAAAACCACAAUUCCAUCUAGUGCAGCAUUAUAGUACAAACAGUAUACUAAAAUUAAAAAUCAGAAAUCUCAGUUCCAUUUAGGUGGUGUAGCAGCUUAACUUGAACAUGUAAAAAAACAAUACAUUUCCACUUAUUAGAGCAACAGCAUUAUAGUAAAAUAUCAAAAUAAUAAAGUUGCAUUGUACUUGUUUGUUAUCUGGGAAGGCCAGUUCUUCAAAUGCUUUUAUUGCAGCUGCUACACUGUUUCCUAUCUUAUUCAGUUCCAAAUGAAGUGACAACAACUCAGAGGAACCUCUGCCAUGUUAGGUGAGAACCACGGUUCCUCUUCUCAUCAAUAACGUUCGAGACUGGACUAAAGAGUCACUCACUGUCCACACUUGCACAGGAGACACAGAGAAACUUGUUUGCAAUAGCAGCCAGUGAGGGAAUCGAGAUGCAACACCGGCUUCACAUCAAAGGUCGAGUCAGUCCAGUGCGCCGUGAGGCUAAGUAAUGAUGGGGAAACAGCAGAGCUCCAAAUGUCGGUGAUAAAGCUAACAGCACUCACAUCUGAUAGAAGACCUCGAACCUUGAACGUGCUCACGAGCCUUGCUGUAAAGCUCCGGUGUGGCUGUGUCUGUAGGACGUAGCGUGGCUCCAAAAGACGACGAAAACCUCUUUUCUACCAAAGCCAUAGGCUUGUCAUCUACGCGAUGAACUCAAUUACUCGCUCAGUAAUCUUUUUGGCCACGCCUCUGUUCUUUUAAAAGUUUGCUCUAGUGUGUGUUGCUUUGGUGCAGCCUUCACCUGAGUUACAUGAGUAAACUCACUGUAUUCUGCUGAGUGUUUACUUAGGCGCCGUAUCAGCUCUGUUACUACUGCCUCACGAAAUGCUAGCGUUGCGUACAUUACACACGACUGUUGGACUGGUUUCGUUCUCCACUUCAUUUUAUCCACACAUUUCAACACACCAGACAUUUUAGCAGCGUCCAACCACAAAUUGCACUCUCCGCUACAACACCCAUGUAACCACUGACGUAAAACAUAGGAUCGGGCAUAGAUUCAUGCUCAAUAAAGCCGAUAACGAUCAGUUAAAAAUGCCUUGAUCGGCCCCGAUACCAAUCUUUGAGAUCGGAUUGGGACAUCCCUAACUAUUAUAAUACAAAAAACAAAAAAAGGCUCUAGAUAAAGCUGGAAAGGUUCCAUUAGAUGUUUAGCUGAUUCCUAUUAGAGCAAUUUUAACAGUCAGUGUUUUGCUUGGUACUGGACAUGUUCGCCACAUCGAGGCCUGAGUAUCAGUCAGGGUUUGAUUUAAAUUGUUCCAUCACCGUUAUUGUUAUUACUUUUAUUACUGUUACUACUUUCUGUACUUGUAUUACUAUUAUUACUUACUUACCCGCAUUGCCUUUAUUACUAUAUCACUUUCUUUACUGAUAAUAGGGCAGCAAACUAACAUGCAGCUCAUCCAGCUAAUGGCCUUUUACAGUAUGCGUGGUUAAUAUUAGUAAUAGCAGUAGCAGUAAAGCUUUUGCUAGUAGUAUUGUGCCUUUGAUCGCUACAAAUAAGAGUUAAAUCAAUAGAUGUCAAAUAUUUCCUGCCUUAUUUUGAAUAUGACGUCACAAACAUCACUCAGAAGACGUGAACUGGCCCAUGAGACAGUGGGCAGUAUAGAUAUUAAUGUUCGUUUAGAAGUAACAGCUUCAGUUCUUCUCCUCAGGAACCCAGUUGGGAAACAGAAUAGCAGCUCACUGUCUCUUAUUUGUAUAGUCCAUUGCAUUGAACAGUGCUUUGUUUUGUGUGUUCUUUAUAUGUCAUAUUUGAAGCUUUGGUGUUAUAAAUAAAAGCCGAACUAUAGUUGUUAUUUGUAAUUUGCUGAUAGUGCCUAAAAUUAUAACAAUGCAAGGCUGUUAUACUCCUGGGUAAAUAAAGGCUGUUUGAAGGAA
Pygocentrus nattereri (red-bellied piranha) is the source of this 4516-nucleotide messenger RNA. RefSeq lists its product as uncharacterized. Bases 541 to 1611 code for a protein of 356 amino acids. NCBI's taxonomy places the organism in Eukaryota, Metazoa, Chordata, Actinopteri, Characiformes, Serrasalmidae. The transcript has 8 exons. The record is from RefSeq and is a predicted model, not a curated record.